Venturia canescens is the source of this 2141-nucleotide messenger RNA. RefSeq names its product UDP-xylose synthase (gene Uxs). NCBI's taxonomy places the organism in Eukaryota, Metazoa, Arthropoda, Insecta, Hymenoptera, Ichneumonidae. Gene Ontology annotation, biological process: D-xylose metabolic process. Gene Ontology annotation, cellular component: cytoplasm. The transcript has 6 exons. Gene Ontology annotation, molecular function: NAD+ binding; UDP-glucuronate decarboxylase activity. The record is from RefSeq and is a predicted model, not a curated record. Bases 576 to 1916 code for a protein of 446 amino acids.
AAAUAUUCGCAAAAAAUAUGUUAAUGGUGAAAAUGUGGCGAUAAUGCCAGUUUUAUUGUUAAUCUUAUUGGUGACGUUUGUUUCGCAUUAGUUUUGUUUUGAAAGACAGAUGCUGGUGAACAGAGUGCGGUUGGGUAAAAAUAAUAAGUGAGGCUAAAUAUUAAACUCAGUAUUUCAGAGGGAAUUUAAAAUAAUCAGAGGAAUCAGAGUAAAACCGAAGUAUCAAACAUUUACUCCAAUGUUCCGCACACUUUGAUACGAAUGUUCGUUUUCCUCAUGGUGACACCAAGUUUUCAUCAGACAGACAGCACUUUUCUAAACUAAUGGGAUGCAAACGAAAAUAACGUCGAGUGCUCUAUAAUUUAUUGAAUACCAACGUGGAAGAAAGUUGACCAUGAAACAUGAAAACUCAAUCAAUAAAGGAUAUGAAAAAAAAACAGACAAGCAAAGAAAAAUUGCACAUUGGCAAGUUAUAAAGAACAACAAAAUCAUUGAAACGGGGAGAAUGCACGGCCUUGUUGAUGCAAAAUUAUUGAGCGCCAAUACUUUUAAAUAACAAAUCAAAUUCAAAAAUAAUGGUUCUUACCCAGCGGCAAAUUAAACAAAUUGCAUUUCUCAUCGUAUGUCUACUUCUUGUUUUUGGUUUUUACGAGACUGUCGUGAAAACGGGUGAUGCGUCGUCGAUAGCCUGGCCAAAGGAUGCGUUCAAUAAAAAAGUCUAUCAUGAUACAUCUGAUCCGGAAAUCAAUGAUAAAUUCUUUUGGGAAAAAAGAGAGCCGAGUGCUAAUGAAAUUCGGGAUUCUCACGAGGCAAGGAUUCGCCAACUUGAGGAAAAACUUAGCCACAUGGAGACUAGAAUGAACGAUCGGAUACCCAAAAAUUUUCCGGUUGUGAAGUUUUUAAAUUACAAAAACAGACGAAGAAUUUUGGUAACCGGAGGAGCUGGAUUCGUAGGCUCACAUCUUGUUGAUCGUCUUAUGCUCGCCGGACACGAGGUAAUCGUGGUGGACAAUUUUUUUACUGGUCGAAAAAGAAAUGUUGAGCACUGGGUGGGACAUGAGAAUUUUGAAUUGGUACAUCAUGAUAUUGUCAGGCCACUCUACCUCGAAGUGGACGAAAUUUAUCAUCUUGCAAGUCCGGCGAGUCCGCCGCACUACAUGUUGAACCCGGUAAAAACUCUUAAGACCAAUACUCUGGGCACGAUAAAUAUGCUCGGACUGGCUAAGCGUGUUGGGGCCCGUGUUUUAAUAGCCAGCACUUCCGAAAUAUAUGGAGAUCCCAACGAGCAUCCACAAACUGAAACUUAUUGGGGACAUGUCAAUCCAAUUGGUCCCCGUGCGUGUUACGAUGAAGGCAAACGGGUUGCCGAAACAUUGAGCUACGCGUACAUGCGUCAGGAUGGGGUACAAGUUCGUGUCGCAAGGAUUUUCAAUACGUUUGGUCCGAGGAUGCAUAUGAACGACGGGCGUGUUGUAUCGAAUUUUAUUCUCCAGGCUUUACAAAACGAUUCGAUUACGAUUUAUGGCAAUGGCCAACAGACGAGAUCGUUUCAAUAUGUUUCUGAUCUCGUUGAUGGCCUAGUGGCACUUAUGGCAUCAAAUUACACUAUGCCCAUUAAUAUCGGGAAUCCUGUGGAACACACCAUUGAAGAAUUUGCGAGAAUAAUAAAAGAUCUAGUUGGUGGUACGAGUAAAAUAAUCGAAUUAGCAGCCGUCGAGGAUGACCCUCAGCGAAGAAGGCCCAAUAUAAGUCGAGCGGAGAAAUACUUGAACUGGGAGCCUAAAGUUCCUUUGGAUGUAGGUCUAAAAAAGACUAUAACGUAUUUUGCAAAAGAGCUGCAGCGAACGAAACAUUCACAAAAAGAUAUCGCGCGCAAAUCGUUCUUAAAUGAUCAUGACAUCGUAGACCAACUCUAGAAGAAAAAAUAUUUUUCUUCUGUUCGAUUCAACAACUGCGCAAGGUUUAUGUGCCAAAUGGGUGAACUACCUGUCGAUAUUAUUUUGAAGUUUUGUGCUGUUUAUUCGUUCCAGGCCCAUUGAAAAUUCGCUCCUCUUUAUAGUAUACAAUUGAUGUAUAUAUUUUUAUUUUAAACAUUGGUAAUUAAAAAUUGAAAAUUAAAAUAAAAAAAUGAUAAAAACAUA